Messenger RNA from Plodia interpunctella (Indianmeal moth), 1830 nucleotides. RefSeq lists its product as uncharacterized. Gene Ontology annotation, molecular function: serine-type endopeptidase activity. NCBI's taxonomy places the organism in Eukaryota, Metazoa, Arthropoda, Insecta, Lepidoptera, Pyralidae. Gene Ontology annotation, biological process: proteolysis. The record is from RefSeq and is a predicted model, not a curated record. The transcript has 10 exons. Bases 27 to 1757 code for a protein of 576 amino acids.
AUUAUUGUAAACAUAGCUUCUUCACCAUGAAACUAUUAGUCGUUGUAGUCGCCCUGGCCGCCGCCGUCCUGGCCGAGGAGCCCAUCUUCAAGGACUACCACCAGGACAUCGGUAUCGAGCUCGCCGCUAAGAUCAAGGCGCGCGAGGAAGCCGCUGACUUCGACGGCUCCAGGAUCACCGGAGGAAAUGCUGCCGCCCUCGGCGCUCACCCCCAUUUGGGUGGUCUAGUCAUUGCUCUGACCAGUGGCUGGACUUCUGUCUGCGGUUCCUCCCUCCUGUCCAACACUCGCGCCGUCACCGCCGCCCACUGCUGGACCCACGGCAACAGCCAGGCUCGUCAGUUCACCGUCGUCCUCGGCUCCACUCUCCUCUUCUCUGGCGGCACCCGUGUCACCACCACCUCCGUCCAGGUCCACGCCAACUACAACCAGAACAACUUGAACAACGACAUCGCUAUCAUCAACCUUAGCUGGGUCACCUACACCAACAACAUCCAGCCCAUCGCCCUCCCGACUUCCCAAGUCAACAACAACUUCGCCGGCACCUGGGCCUGGGCUGCCGGCUUCGGCGCCACCGGCGACAACAACCCCAUCACCAACAACCAGUUCCUGAGCGAAGUCUCCCUGCAAGUGAUCACCAACGCUGUCUGCGCGUCCACCUACGGCAGCUCUGUCGUCGCCAACUCCGUGAUCUGUGUCAGCGGCCAGGGCCGCAGCACCUGCGGAGGAGACUCCGGUGGCCCUCUGUGGCUCUGGGUUGGCAACCAGCGCAAUUUGAUCGGUAUCACUUCCUUCGGCCACGUGAGCGGUUGCCAGAGGAACUUCCCCGCUGGUUUCGCGAGGGUCACCUCCUUCAUCAGCUGGAUCCAGCAGCGUCUCAUCUUCGUGAUAGUACCUAUCAAUAUGAAAUUCUUGGUUGUAGUAGUCGCCCUGGCCGCCGCCGUCCUGGCCGAGGAGCCCAUCUUCAAGGACUACCACCAGGACAUCGGUAUCGAGCUCGCCGCUAAGAUCAAGGCGCGCGAGGAAGCCGCUGACUUCGACGGCUCCAGGAUCACCGGAGGAAAUGCUGCCGCCCUCGGCGCUCACCCCCAUUUGGGCGGUCUAGUCAUCACUCUGACAACAGGCCAGACCUCAGUCUGCGGUUCCUCCCUCCUCUCCAAUACGCGUUCCGUCACCGCCGCCCACUGCUGGAGACACGGCAACAGCCAGGCUCGCCAGUUUGUGGUCGUCCUCGGCUCCAUUCGCCUCUUCACCGGCGGCACCCGUGUCACCACCACCUCCGUCCAGGUCCACGCCAACUACAACCAGAACAACUUGAACAACGACAUCGCUAUCAUCAACCUUAGCUGGGUCACCUACACCAACAACAUCCAGCCCAUCGCCCUCCCGACUUCCCAAGUCAACAACAACUUCGUCGGCACCUGGGCCUGGGCUGCCGGCUUCGGCGCCACCGGCGACAACAACCCCAUCACCAACAACCAGUUCCUGAGCGAGGUCUCCCUGCAAGUGAUCACCAACGCUGUCUGCGCGUCCACCUACGGCAGCUCUGUCGUCGCCAACUCCGUGAUCUGUGUCAGCGGCCAGGGCCGCAGCACCUGCGGCGGAGACUCCGGUGGCCCUCUGUGGCUCUGGGUUGGAAACCAGCGCAACCUUAUCGGCAUUACCUCCUUCGGCCACUCGAGCGGUUGCCAGAGGAACUUCCCCGCUGGUUUCGCCAGGGUCACCUCCUUCAUCAGCUGGAUCCAGCAGCGUCUCUGAACCAGAAUCGCUUCGAAAUCGGACCGAAUCUAAUGUACCUUUAGUUAUUUAAUAAAUGAUCGUAUUAUUAAAA